UGGGUUUGAUGCUGCAGUCUUAACGCUCCUUCAGACUGAUACUGACACACAGACACGCUGUGUGUGUGUGCUGGCAUGCGGUGUUUUGCGCUCGUGUUGAAGGUCGUGCUGUCAUUGCUGGGCAGUGAGAUGACCGUGGCUCAGCUCUCGUGUCCUGAGGUGUGUUCCUGCGCGGCCGGUGUGGUGGACUGCAGUAAACGCGGCCUCACCACAGCCAGCCUGCCCUCCUCCUUCCCUCCACACACCACCGAACUCCACCUGAACGACAACCACCUGACGGCUCUGCCCAACGGCCUGCUGGACUCACUGCCCGCCCUGCGCCUGGCCGCUCUCCACGGCAACCCGUGGUCAUGUGACUGCGGCAUCCUUUCUCUGAGAGGCUGGCUGCUCAAACAGAGAAACAACACUUCCAUACGGAACGUCAGCUGCAGUUCUCCUGCUCACCUGCGGGGGCGCCUGCUCGCGUAUCUGUCCGAGCAGGAGCUGCUGGAGUCCUGUCGUUAUUGGCUGUGUAAUCUGGCUCUGGCCUCUCAGAUCAGCCUCUUCAUCUUCAUCACCGUGCAGGUGCUCCUGCUGGCCUCUGUCAUCCUCUUCCUCCGGCGGUUUGAGCUGCUCACCCGGGAGGCGAGGCGCACGGCCGCGGAGAGCUUCACGGCGGAGGAUGAAUACGCCAUGUUAAAAGACAGGAGCUUGUAGGACGAGACGGUCUCAAACCAGACCAAAAUGAACUGUGUUCAUUUCAUUGUAAUAAUUUUGCACAGUUCAUUUUUAUUUGUCAUAUAAAAUGUCCCUUUUAUAUUUAUCUCCU
This is a messenger RNA of Sinocyclocheilus rhinocerous, 808 nucleotides long. Its product is annotated as platelet glycoprotein Ib beta chain-like. The coding region runs from base 76 to 696 and encodes 206 amino acids. NCBI's taxonomy places the organism in Eukaryota, Metazoa, Chordata, Actinopteri, Cypriniformes, Cyprinidae. The record is from RefSeq and is a predicted model, not a curated record. The transcript has 3 exons.